Oldenlandia corymbosa var. corymbosa is the source of this 1084-nucleotide messenger RNA. Lineage: Eukaryota; Viridiplantae; Streptophyta; Magnoliopsida; Gentianales; Rubiaceae. The record is from the annotation of a GenBank genome assembly.
GGAGACUUCAAAAUUGACACAUUACAAAAAGCAAGGACUAAUUUUGCUAAAAACAGUGAGAUUUAUUUUUCGAGCGCUAUUGGCAGGACAUUAUUGAUUAUUGAUUCUUUUGCGGGUUCAAUUCAACUCACAAUAACCGAAAUCCAAAUCAAAUUUGUCUACUUUAUAAUAUAGCGGUUUCAAUAAUUCUCAAGUGUUAUAUACACUUUCGAAGGACGAAGUAAAAUCAGAAUAUCAGGUCCAAGAGGGGAGGAAAGAAGGAAAAUUUUGCGAUAUGGGAAGUUCAUGUUGGUUGAGAAAUGCUUGGGCAGACAAGCAGAAAACGGAGUCUUUCUGGAUCGCUUCUCCACUCGAAGAAGAAAGGAUCCGCCGAUCAAGAGAAUGCACCCAAGAAGGUGUGCGUGAAGGUGCCAAGGCAGCUGCUAUUGCUGGUGUGGUCUCUGCAAUCCCUACGUUGGCUGCCGUUCGUAUGAUUCCUUGGGCUAAAGCAAAUCUCAACUAUACUGCCCAGGCACUCAUUAUAUCUGGUGCUUCCAUUGCGGCAUACUUCAUUACUGCAGACAAAACUAUCCUGGAGUGUGCUAGGAGAAAUGCUCAAUAUGACAAGUCAACUUAGAAACUGAUUCUGUUGUAGUUGGGAUCUCUGAGUUUUUUGUGCAGUCAUGACAUCCUGAGUUUUCUUGUUGAAGUUUUUUGGAGGAGGAACCUGUGUUUUUGGGUUCCUUAUGCAAUAGAUCAUGCUACUUACAAGUUCUGUGAAUUUACUGACCUUAAUGUUCUGCUAAUGUUCCUGUUGUGGGGACGAAAUAAGCUUAUCCUGCAAUGUGUUUAUCUUGCUUGCAGUGUGAUCUGUAAUAACUUAAGUUGUCACACCUCACAAUCCUAAACGUAUGGUAAGGUGGUUUUGUCGAACAACUAGAUCUAGCUGAAUCCUGGAAAUUUCGAGCUAUCAACUGUUCGGGAAAGGAUCAACCUUAUAAACCGAACAAAGAAUGAGCAAAUGCUACCAUUCGCAGGGAGUAAAAUGGCAUAAUAAUUCAAGGGGCCUUUAAUUGGUCCAAAGGAGGACUGGUAAUGUAUUAGU